This is a messenger RNA of Hippoglossus stenolepis (Pacific halibut), 897 nucleotides long. RefSeq names its product taste receptor type 2 member 8-like. Gene Ontology annotation, cellular component: membrane. Bases 1 to 897 code for a protein of 298 amino acids. Gene Ontology annotation, molecular function: G protein-coupled receptor activity. The record is from RefSeq and is a predicted model, not a curated record. NCBI's taxonomy places the organism in Eukaryota, Metazoa, Chordata, Actinopteri, Pleuronectiformes, Pleuronectidae. Gene Ontology annotation, biological process: sensory perception of taste; G protein-coupled receptor signaling pathway. The transcript has 2 exons.
AUGGCACGUCAACAGCUCGAUCUCAGUGAUCAGGCUUUUGUACUGAUCAAUGCUCCUCUCAUCUUCGUCAGCCUCACUGCGAACAUCUUCUACGCGUGUUGUUUGAUCUCCCUGUCGCACAGCCGACAGAAACUCAAGCAGCCGUUGAAGACCAUUCUGGAAUGUCUUGACCGUAAAGACUUAAAAUGGUUUGCCGUGUCCUGGGUGAUGGUGCUGUACUUCAUGAACAACAGCAUGAUGUGUUACGUUCGGCUAAACUUCUACUACUAUGUCCAGAUUGUCCCUGCACGUCGAGCUCUUUGGAUCUGGUUAAAGAGGAACAUAAAGUCCUUCAUGAUCUGGGCCUUUCUUCUCGACCAGAUGGUUCUUCUGCUCAACGUCAUUGCGAGUGUGACAAGUCAAUGUUUCAAGAGCUACCCUAACAGCACAAGGACAGAAUGUAGCUCUGACCUGGGCUUCUUCAACUUUGUUUGUUUCUACAUCUUCAUGGCUUACAUCCUGGUGUGUCUGUGUGUCACGAGCGUUUCUAGCUUCUCAAUGAUCCUUUACCUCUACAGACACAUUAGAAACGUGGCACUGAGCGGCAGCUGCUUCAACGCGCCGAGGAUUCAAAGACAUAUGAGAGUAGCGGUCACUGGGGCCUGCCAAGGAGCCGUGUACUUCCUCUAUGCCAUCUACUACCUCUUUACCUCAUUCAGUGAAGUCUACUCGUCGAACUUUUUCUUAGGUUACUGGGCCCUUUUCACUGUCACCUCACUGUUCAUAUCAGGCACCACGGUCAACCUGGGGAUCGGUCAGGCUGUAUUCAGGCAAAGGGCAGUCAGAAUGUGGACGGCACUCAAAGCACUGUGUAAAGUUGGCAUGGUAACAGGCGAUGGCCAGCUGACAUCGGGUUAA